This is a messenger RNA of Lentinula edodes (shiitake mushroom), 1399 nucleotides long. RefSeq lists its product as uncharacterized. The transcript has 6 exons. NCBI's taxonomy places the organism in Eukaryota, Fungi, Basidiomycota, Agaricomycetes, Agaricales, Omphalotaceae. Gene Ontology annotation, molecular function: trans-2-enoyl-CoA reductase (NADPH) activity. Gene Ontology annotation, biological process: fatty acid metabolic process. Gene Ontology annotation, cellular component: mitochondrion. The record is from RefSeq and is a predicted model, not a curated record. The coding region runs from base 14 to 1183 and encodes 389 amino acids.
UAAUUCUUGGGCCAUGUUUUCCCAAACAAUCAUUCGGUCUGCAACUCGUUCUUUCUCUUCUUCCUCAGUUAUAUCCAACCGCUGUAUAGCAUAUACCCAAAAUGGUGAUCCUACGCAAGUUCUCACUGCUUUCACAUACCCCAAACUGCCUUCACCUCCGCCAAGCACUGUGAAUCUCAAAUUUCUCUUGUCGCCUAUCAAUCCAGCCGACGUGAAUACUAUAGAAGGGGUCUACCCUUCCAAGCCCACUCAUACGUCCAAUCUUGCUGCCUCGGGUCUGGGAAGUAAAGAUGAACCAGUCUUUGUUGGAGGCAACGAAGGAUUGGCACAGGUAGUGGAAGUCGGGGAAGGUGUUAAAGGUUUGAAAAAAGAUGAUUGGGUAGUAAUGGACCGACCGCAAUUGGGUACAUGGUCGACGAGCCGUAAUGUUCCUUUCAAUAGCGUGAUUAAACUUCCGGCUACUGGAUUAACGGAAGCCCAUGGCGCAACCAUGACCGUAAAUCCCACAACCGCAUACAACAUGCUCGAUGGUUUCGUCAAACUUCAGGCAGGGGACUGGGUCAUCCAAAACGGGGCAAAUAGUGCGGUCGGCCAGCUUGUCCUACAAAUUGCUAAAGAGAGGGGUCUUAACACCUUGAAUUUCGUCCGUUCUCGAGACGACUCUAGCUUGCGCUCUCUUGUCGAGCAUCUUGAAAGUCUGGGGGCAACCAAGGUCUUAACCUACGACGAUCUCAACGACAAGUCUCUACGCGGCAAGGUCAAAGAAUGGACUGGUGGCAAGGAUAUCCGGCUAGCCCUUAACUGCGUCGGCGGCGAACCCACCACGAGCAUGGCCAAGCUUCUUGGUCAAGACGCACACCUAGUUUCCUAUGGCGCCAUGUCGAAGAAACCCUUGUCCCUACCAACCUCCCUCCAUAUCUUCAAAAACCUCACUUCUCACGGAUUCUGGCAAACGAACUGGUCGAAAACACAUUCGAGAACAGAGAAAGAAGAGUUGAUUUCCAAAUUGGCGGGGAUGAUGAAAGAGGGAAAGAUUCAAGCCCCACGACAUCAAAUCAUAACUAUCGGUGCACAAGAGUCGGAUAAGGAAGCUACCGAGAAGAUACGCGAUGUGUUUCAUAGAAUGGCAGAGGGCAAGUUCAGCCAGAAGGUGCUCCUUAAGCUUGAAGGACCGGAUGUGUAGGCGAUGCUCGAGAUUGAAAUCAAGUUGGAUUAUGUUGAUAUACAGAUUGAUGCAUGAACAUAUCGGUUCUUAAAAUGACCAGCAAGCCCGCUUCUAAGUAAGCGACCGCCAGCUACAGACAUACAGUGAUUUUGCAUAACUUACCAACAUUUUGACUGGAAUUCCGAAGAGAGAGCUGAGCGCAGAAAGCCGGCACCGCAUAUGACUGAUUGUUGG